UGGGUAGGAACGACGGUGCGCACGUGAUGACAAUUCGCAACUGCAUGGAGGGCGCGUCCAUGUUUGUGGUUGUCCGCCGCCGGGCAGCCGUUUCAACGAAACGUCGAUUGCUGCUGGUUGGGCGCAAGUUUGCUUCGACCCUAUGGAUAGCGACGCCGAAGCAGAAGAAAUCGCAUCCGACGAAGAUGUCGCCGGUGUGGAAGACGACCAAGCGUACAGCGUGGACUUUGAAGAGGACUUGGUGCCGUCUCCCGUCAAACCCGCCAAGAAGCCAGCACCAACUCCGACCAACACUAUAGUUGCACCGAUUCCGUCGGCGAAGAUCUCACCUCCACCGCCGCCACCAGCCGUUGACGAUGAUGAAGAACCCGACUACGGUGACGACGAGUUUGAAAACGACGACGACAACGGGGGAUACGGCGACGCAUCAUUUGAGAACGAGAGCGGUCGCACCAGUAGCCCCCGACACCAUGUGAACCUCUCGGUCCCAACGAGACCCCCGUCUCCCCCUCGAACGAUCGAGAAAUCCCCGCCCAAGCCCGCGAAGCCAGCUCAGCUCCCUCCGUCACCACGCCUCGCGAGAAUUGAGGAAGAGACGGGGCCUCCCACGAGGGAAGCUAGUCGAUCCCUGCGCCAUCGGGAGACUCAGCUCUUGGACGAAAACGACGAGCUAAAGUACCAGCACGGCCAGCUCCUGCGAGCCAACAACGAUCUCAAGAACGAACUCAAGUUCCUUCAACAGCGCCACGUCGAUGAAAAGCGGCUGCGCUCCGAAAAGUUCCAGCAAAAGAAACGACGCGCGGACGAGCGACGGCUCCAGCAUGAACUCGUGCUCGCCACGACCAAACAGACACUCCAGGACGUGGAAGCCAAGUACGUAGCCCUUGAGGGAGCCAUGGCGACCCAGUCGCUAGCAUUAGCAACUUUGCAGGACACGUACGAUACGUGCGUGGCCGAAAAACGUGAGGUCGACGGCCGACACCGUGUGCUGUCGGACAAGUAUCAAGAGGCGCUUCAGGAUAUCCAUUCGUUGACCGGCAAACUCGAAGCGGCGGUCGACGCGCGGCAACAAAUCCAACUGAAGUUCGAACAGGCGCUCGUAGACAACAAGGUCGCGAUUGCUGUCGUGGAGCAGCGGUGUUUGGUCAAACUCCAGUGCAUGCAAGAGGCGAUGGACAAGGCCAGGGCCGAGCGGGACCAGGAGCGCCUCGAAUUGCCCGAAAACUACCGGCUCAUCGUCGACGCCCACCGUGAACGCUACGAGAAGCUCGAGGAAAAGUUACUCCAAGACAAACGCGAAUUGGACGACAGAAUGACACGAGAACGCGAGCGCUUUGACAAGGCAUUGGCAUUGGCGCAGAGCCUGCGAAUACAAGCCGAAGAGCGCGCGGACGUGCGAAUUCGAGACGAAGCCAUCAAAGUCAUGCGCGAACGCGAUGUUAUCGACGAGCAACGACGGCAACUGCUCACGAGUUUGGCGGCGCAGAACGCCAGGAUGGACGAAGAACGGGGCAAGUUGGACGCGCUGCGUACGCAACUUGAGGAAAGACGUUUGAAAUUGGUGCGUGUGUUGGCAGACAGUGUGCUGCAAUGCCAACGCUGCUUUGGACGACAUAGGUGCAGGACGAGGUCAAUGUGGAAGCUCAAGCCAAGCAAUGCCACGACAGGCUCUUGCAACUUGGACGGGACGAAGAUAUUAUCAACUCGCGGAAGCGGGAAGUGAUGGCGCUAAGUGCGUCGACCCUGGAAAAGUCUCGAGCCCAAUCGGUGCGACAGAUCUCUCGUGCUUGGGUCUUGGUUUCCACGAGUGUGCGACUAGGAGAUGGCGCAAGCGCUGGAGACGCUGCAGGUCGCCCAUGCGGAGCUUCAGGACAAGUUUAACGCGUUGUCCAAGCAAGCUACACAGCAAACUGCCGACAAUGACCACAAGUUCCAGCUCGUUGAACGUGAAAAGUCGGCUCUCGAGCGUGCGAACGCUGCCUUGAACCAUGAAAAACUCCAGCUGGCCAAGGCUCGCAUGGAAUGCCGACAAAUGAUGGAAGGCACACGGAAGUUGGACUAUUUAUUGAGGCAGCAGGCUGCGCUGGGCAACAUUUACGUGCACCCGCCGUCGAAUUACGUCAAGCCGCCCGCGUCCUGGAGCGUCGCCUUCGACGCCGACAAGGAAGCCAGCAUGUAUUGAUGACGCUUCUGUUCGAACGUGGAAUGGUGCAAUUUUCCAGCACAUAAUAGUACUGCAAAUAAUCAAUUUAAAAGGGCC
This is a messenger RNA of Aphanomyces invadans, 2260 nucleotides long. RefSeq lists its product as hypothetical. Bases 143 to 1723 code for a protein of 526 amino acids. NCBI's taxonomy places the organism in Eukaryota, Oomycota, Saprolegniomycetes, Saprolegniales, Verrucalvaceae. The record is from RefSeq and is a predicted model, not a curated record. The transcript has 5 exons.